UGAACCUUCAUCGUGAGAAAGCGUUAAAACGGUGUCCAGUCUUCUUUCAAGCGAUCUCCAAACCUGUCCUUUGUACGUUUCGUGAUUUCGCUCUUUUAAUACCUACCUCGCUGAUGAACAUCUCCUUUAAAGUGGUGUUUAAACUCAGAUGGUCGCGCCCAGUUAAGGGCGUUUCAGAAUGAACGGAUCGUUCACCAUUAACCGCCUCAGCCGCCCAUAGGGAGCUAACGUUAGCUGUGGACAAGCGGCUAGCUGUAGCCAGUUGGUAACAGCGAACCGUCGACUUGACGUGUCUUUAGCGACGGUACUUACAAAAGUAACGUUAACUCUCCUGGCGACCUCAUAAGCAGCAAGAGGAGGGGAUUCAACAAAAUCGUGUAACGUCUGAGAAGAGAUGGAUGGAGACGACUGCAGUUUUCCUCCGGAUUCAUCAGAUGAUCACUCGCAAAGAGGAAGUGUUGCUUCUUCGGCAACACUUUUGCGUGCUCAAGAUGUGCUCGUAUACAUCAGUGGGGACAGUGCCGUGCACUUAACGGUAGAAGGGCUCGGCAGUGUGUCCGUGCAGGAGUUGGGACGCAGCGUUCGCGAGGCGGUCCGUAUUCCUGACUCUGCGCAGGAUGCGUUUGCCUUUUGGCUUUGUUCUCCACUGCUUGAAUUGCAGUUAAAGGCAAGACAUCAACCAUACAAACUGUGUCGGCAGUGGCAGGAUUUGCUGUAUCGCUUCACUGAGGCCUCAGAAGAAGAUAUCUCACAAGAUGAACCAUGUCUCCAGUACCGUCGGAACGUCUUUUAUCCUAAAUCUAAAGAGCUGCAGAUAGAGGACGAGGGUGUGCUGAGGCUUCUGUACGAGGAGGCCAGGGGAAAUAUUCUGACGGGGCGCUACCCCUGCGACCCCGAGCACUGGACUGGUCUGGGAGCCUUGUCUCUCGCUCUCGAUGAGGGAACCGGUCUUGACGGGCAACAAUGUAGUACUACCUUGAGAAAGAAGAAGCUGUCUUCUUUUCUGCCUGCACAUGUUGCCAUGGGAACUGGAGGUUUGCUUUCCACUCUGAGAGGGAAGUCGAACCGUCAGACGGAGCUGGAACAGAAACUCAUGGAGGAGUACAGAAAGAUCAGCCCACCUGCUGGAAACUCUGCAGAGCCCACACAGCUCUUACACCAGUACCUCAACACAUGUCACACUCUGCCUUAUUACGGGUGCGCUUUCUUCUUUGGGGAAAUUGACAAACCAGCACAAGGGAUUCUGCAGAGGGCCAAACGCAAAGCUGUCAAUGUCGGGAUCUGCCUGGAGGGAGUUUAUGUGAUGGACGUCAAAGAGAAACAUGUGCUGCUUGGCCUGCAUUUCAAUGAGCUUUCCUGGGACCACAGCUACCCUGAGGAGCAGGGGGACUCGCACAUUCUGUGGCUGGAGUUCGAUGGAGAUGAAGACGGCACUCCUGUCAACAAGUUGCUUAAGAUCUACUCAAAACAGGCAGAGCUGAUGAUCGGCUUCAUUGAGUUCUGUGUGGAGCUGAAGUCCGUGUCCGAGGGAGGAGCUGCAGCGGAAAUGGACGGUGAGGGGGGUCUGUCUCAGCAGCCUGCUGAGGAGGACGGCAGCAACAAGAGCGCACGAGGAGGACGCCGCGGGAUGCUGCGCAGGCAAAGCAGCGUGGUGUGCAGUCGGGUGCACUCGCUUAAUACAAUCAGCUACGUGGACAAUGGAAAAGAAAUCAAACGCUUGAAGCCGAAAAGAGCUGCGUCCUUCUUCACCCGCCAGGUGUCUGCUCCCUCAUACUCAGCUGUGCAAGUGACGGAGAAUCUGGAGCAAGGUUAAACUCGAUGUUUGGCUCAGCCCCCUGCCUCUCGAAGACCAAACCUGAACACUGUACACCGAGAUGUAAAAAGACACUAAAAGGAUGACAUACAAAUAUGCAAAGGACCAAGCGAGGGAUCCAGGUGUGAGUGAUGGUAUUUAUCUUUUUGAAGUGUGUGUGUAUCAAGAGAGGACAGUAAUGUGAAAAAACAAAUGAUCUCCUAACUCGUAUGCUUCCAAUGUUAAACUGAAUUGGCCGUUCAUUAUGGCCUUAAGUAAAGACAAUACAGCGUUCUCCUUCAUGAGACCAGCCACACAACUGUAGACAACAACAACUCAAAUUGAUGAGUGAAUAGAAUCUCAUGGCAGUUUUGACCCUUCAGCAGCACUCUGGAUCUGUUUUUACUAGAACUUGUUAAACCUCGUUAGAGUAUAACCACUGCAUUACUUUCGUUUACUCGUAUUGGGGGUUGGAUAUCAAGAACAUCAGGGGACAAACUUAAAGGCAUCUUACUGAUCGAUAAGAGUAGGAGCACAUUAUUUGUGUUUUUGAAGUUUCUUGUAAGCACAGGAUUUAAUAUUUUUUUUUGAUGAUAUCCACAACUAGUCAUUGUGGUGAGAAAGUGCAGUUCGGACAUCACACUUUAAAAAAAUAGUUCUGAAUGAAUGUGAUAAAAUAGACAUUUUACGGCAUCAAGUUUUAAAGUUAAAAUGAUCCAUUAUCAAGUCCUCAUUGGAAAGCUUGAAUUGAUUUGUACCAAUUAAACACUCAAAUUGGAGUCAAGGACCACAUAAACCAAACGGUACGAAUAACAAGAUUAUCCAAUUGAAAGCUGUCGUCUGGCAAUUUAUUAUUGCACCAGGCUCCUAUUCCUCUUGGUGAAUGGCCAGCAUUUCGUAUUCAAUUUAACUUCCAAAUCGCAAAAGUUAACUUUGAGAAAUUAAAACUGCAGCCUAGAAGAUUUGCCAUUAGAAAUGUUUUUUUUUCUCAUUCACACGAUCAUAUGAGUAAUUUGAAAAAGGUCGAGGAACGCUACCUUUUGUAUCAAAGUGUUGUUGACGUCUGUUUUCACAUUUUUUCAAAGGAGUAGAGGGGUUAUUUAGUCUAAAAUCAGCACACUUUAUUCCUUGUUGAAGUACAUACUGAUUAAAUUAUUCUAAAACCUAUAAAAUCCCCAAUUUCUGAGCAAGUGCUUUACUGGACAAGACUAUGUACUCUGUGCAUAUGACAGCUUACAUGACCCUGUUCAAAUCUCAGUCUGUAAACUAAAGCCUCUCUAAUGUGCUGCAUCACAGUAAGCUGCUGUAACUCUCCACAGGAGACGGCCGGGUCCACCUCGUGGCCGAGUCCUCGGAGUGUCCUCUGAACUUCACCCUACUGCUGAUACAGGCACUUCCUGUCUUUGCUGUACAUUUAACAAACGCGUUCACCUCAACAAUGGCCAUUUGUAAAUCGGCCUUCCCUUGAUUUGAGAUACAGAGGAGUCGUGUGUUCUCCCUGAUUCUCUUGAGCGUGAAACCUGCAGAAUAUUUUUUAUUUUUAUACGUUUGGACAUAAAUGUGCAGCAGCCCAAUAUAUUGUUGCUAACUUAACACUAUGCAUGUCACAAUGUAGAGUAGGCAUUCCACAGCAGACCACACUUCAUGUGAUACUGCACUAUUGAAAACUAAUACACUGUUUAUGAACCCUUUUUUGUAUUGUUUGUUGGCUAUUAUGACAGAACAUUUUUUAUUUCAUUUACGAAUACUCACCGGUUUAGUACACAAUGAAAAAAUUAGUUAUUGAAAGUGUUAUCUUCUUCUUCUGCAGAACCAUUAAGUGCCUUGAUUGUUUGCACCGAGUGGGGAUCUGAAUGACCGUUGGAAACCACGGAUGGACUGAUUUAAAAAAAAAAAAAAAAACGAAUUGGUUUUGUAAUAUAUUUCACACAUUUUCAGCCUGUACAUUUCAUUCUCCCUGGCUGAUGUGCGACUGUUGAUUAGCUGCUUAACAACACUGGGCUACUGUUGAACAGUGCACUGUGAUUCCUCUGCACCCAGGGGUCAGUUUGCCUUUAUAAAAAUAUCUAUGCCUUCUAAUAAAUGGGUAAAAAGCGUGUUUAAUACUUCCUGCCUUGAUGUACUGAUGUCAUUUUUUUCUUUAACUGACACUAACUGUUAUUUUGUGGGAUUUUGUUGCAAUAUGUUUUGUAUUUCUAUACAUUUUGACCCGUUGUACAGUAAGUGCUGACAAUUGCUGUUGAUGAAAGCCUGAUGGGGAAAAUGGGUCAUGCUCUGGUUUGAGGCACUGAAUAAGGUGGGAACUUAAUUUAAACAUAUUAAAACAGCUUUGGUCACAAUGUAUUUUCCUUCAUUAACUUUAAUUAUGUGAUGGUUGUUCAGUGUCUUCCCAAAAAGUUCAAUUGUGUUUCUGACAGCCCCAAUAUGAUAACUCACCAACCCAUGUACUGCUACAUAUAUUGGUUGUGUAAUGUGCAGAAAUGUAAGUGAUGCAACACUGUUAAUUCCAAAAUGAUUUAAUAGGCAAUUUGACUAUAAAUAAUUACUAUUAUCAAAGGCCUGAGUGAAUCACAGGAUAUUAUUCUCUUUUUGAUGAAUUGAAUGAAUUUUGAUUGAAUUGUCCAUGAUGCAAUAUAUCUUUUUUGCUAUAUUUUUAAUCAUUGACCAAUAAAAUUUAAUUGUUUUAAGACAAAACCAGAAAAGCUGUAUUUUUUUGUUUAGGUUUCUUCUUUUCUAGUUUCCAUUUCAGCAUCUUAGGCUCAGGUUUUUCUCUUUUAUGGUAAACAUUUUUGUUGUAUGUGUACGAUUAGUAAUGUACGAUUUAGCACUGAUUCCUGCUGCCUGAUUAGGAUUGAGUUAUGGUCAACUACUAAACUUGUUUCAGCUUUCUUCGUUAUUGUUUACUUAAAUUCUAUUCCUAAAUGAAUGUACUUAUUUUCAUGGGAGCAUUGACAAUGCAGCCUAU
Molecule: messenger RNA, 4757 nt
Organism: Pungitius pungitius (ninespine stickleback)
Lineage: Eukaryota; Metazoa; Chordata; Actinopteri; Perciformes; Gasterosteidae
Gene: frmd8
Product: FERM domain containing 8
Exons: 11
Coding region: 395-1813 (472 amino acids)
Biological process (GO): negative regulation of canonical Wnt signaling pathway
Cellular component (GO): cytoskeleton; plasma membrane
Source: RefSeq, a predicted model, not a curated record